CGAAUCAAUUUAAUUUAAAUUAAUUUUUUUAUCGAUAUAUCACAAAAUGCAAAUAAUAGUAUCGAAAGAAAUUAUCAAGCCGUCGUCUCCGACGCCCCCUCACCUCUACAACCUCAACCUCGGCUACAUCGAUCAGCUCCACCGCUCCAACUACAUCCCCCUCAUCUUCUUCUACAACUCCGCCGCCGCCGACGGCAGCCGUCCCCAAAUUUCGCGCCAUCUCAAGGAAUCCCUCUCCAAGGCGCUCACCGCCUUCUACCCUCUCGCCGGAACCGUCUCCGACGACGGCUCCCUCGCCCACUGCAACGACGCCGGCGCCGAGUUCGUCGAAGCCCGAGUCGACGCGCCGCUCGACAUCGCCGCCGUGCAAGAACACCAAAUCGAAGAUUUGAAUAAAUACCUUCCCAUGGAUCCCAACCACAGCGAAGGAACGGCGCUCGCCGCCGCCAAAGUCACUUUCUUUGACGGCGGCGGCGUCGCCGUCGGCGUCUGCGUCUCCCAUCGGAUAGCCGACGGCGGAUCUGCGGUGGCGUUCAUCAACGCCUGGGCGGCGAUUUCCCGCGGCCAGGAGAAUAAUUUCCCGCGCCUGGAUUUCAACAUCGCGGACUUCUUCCCCUCCCGGCCGGACCUCCCCGACCACCGCCACCACUUCUUGUCGUUGGCCGACAAAACCUGCGCCGCCAAAAGAUUCGUUUUCGACGAGGAGAUGCUGUCGGCUCUGAAACGGGCGGCGGCGUCGCCGGCGGUGGCGAAUCCGAGCAGAGUAGAGGCCGUCUCGGCGUUCAUCUGGAAGCACUUCAUCGGAAUGUCUAAACCGCCCGGUUCGCCGCCGCCGCCGUGCGUUUUUCCGGCGCUGCAGGCGGUGAGUCUGCGGAGAAGGACGCAGCCGCCGCUGUCGCUGGAGAACGUGUUCGGCAACUGCUACAUGCUGUCGUUGGGUCUGUACGAAACGGAUUUUCCCGGCGACAGCGACGGCGAGCUUUACCGGUCGCUGGCGGCGGUGCUGAGGGGGGCGGUGAAGAAAAUCAGCCAUGAGUACAUCGAGAAAGCGCGGCGGGGAGAUAAUUACGUGGCGGAUCUUCCUCAGUUUUAUGGAAUCGAUUCGAAGGGGAAGGAGACGAUGGAGGCGGCGGUGUUCAGCAGCUGGAGCGGGUUUCCGGUGUACGAGGUUGAUUACGGGUGGGGCCCGCCGGAGUGGGUGUGCACGACGGCGUCGCCGGUGAAGAAUACGACGAUAUUGAUGAGCACGAAAUGCGGCAAGUGCAUAGAAGCUUGUGUGAUCAUGGAGAAGGAGAAGCUGCAGAUUCUUGAUGCCCAGAUCAAACUCAUUUCCACCGCUGUUACACUUACUUCUUCUUAGAGUGAGAGGCUGUAACUGUGUCAAACUGUGGGAGAGAGAAAGAUCCAUCCACGGGUAUUAUUACUGUUAUUAUUGUUAUCAUGAAUGAAUAUGGAGUAUAAUAUUUUAAAUUCA
Molecule: messenger RNA, 1474 nt
Organism: Andrographis paniculata
Lineage: Eukaryota; Viridiplantae; Streptophyta; Magnoliopsida; Lamiales; Acanthaceae
Product: stemmadenine O-acetyltransferase-like
Exons: 1
Coding region: 47-1360 (437 amino acids)
Source: RefSeq, a predicted model, not a curated record